Messenger RNA from Stomoxys calcitrans (stable fly), 1519 nucleotides. RefSeq names its product zinc finger protein 236. The transcript has 5 exons. Lineage: Eukaryota; Metazoa; Arthropoda; Insecta; Diptera; Muscidae. The record is from RefSeq and is a predicted model, not a curated record. Gene Ontology annotation, cellular component: nucleus. Gene Ontology annotation, biological process: regulation of transcription by RNA polymerase II. Gene Ontology annotation, molecular function: RNA polymerase II cis-regulatory region sequence-specific DNA binding; zinc ion binding; DNA-binding transcription factor activity. The coding region runs from base 69 to 1364 and encodes 431 amino acids.
AUUGUAAGUCAGCUGUUUCAAUAUCAAAUCAUAAGCCACCGCAAAUAUAAACAAAUUCGAAUUAAAUUAUGGAAAAUUAUAAAAAUUGUUGUCGCGUAUGCUUACAAACAGAAGUAAUUUUAAACUGGAAUGAGGAACUCAUUUACUCAAGUGGAAUGUCGUAUAGAAGCUGUUACUUUAAAUAUUCCCAACUGCCAGAAAUAGAUUCGGAUCCGUUUCCACAAUUUCUAUGCGGGUGUUGCUCCAGAGAUUUAAAAAACAUUCAUUUGUUUCUACAAAAAGCACAUAUGACACAGACAUUUCUGGAGCAGAGGUAUAACGAGGUACGCCACAAUCUUGAACGGUCAGAGGAAUCAAAAAUUGACUUAGAACAUGCAACUGAAUGUAUUAACAUGCCUGAGAUUUCCUCAGAUUAUCAUUUUGCCAAUAUGAAUGAAUCAGAAGUUAAACCGCAAAUCGAAGUAAUAAAAGAGGAAGGCCAUAGCAGAAUAAAAAAGAAAAGGGGCAAAAUAAAGGAUGACUUGAUUAAAUCCAGGGAGAAUAAUUACCCAAAGGAAAUUUCUUCUUUGAGUAUGAAACAAUCCCAAGAUAUGCAAACUACCGAAAUUGGAGAACAAUCUCGAGACUUGGCAUUGGAAGAAAGCUUUAUUGCAGACAAGCCCAAAAACACCAAAGGCAGAACGAAAGCGAAUACUGCUGUUAUGUGUUCCUACUGCUCAAAACUAAUACAUAAUGCUUAUUAUCUAAAAAGACACGAACAGACGCAUCUGGAAGAUCGCGAGAGGGAUGUAACAUGCUCGCAAUGUGGCCUGAAAACGUUUAACAAAAAAGCCUUGUACAUUCACAUGAAAAUUCAUGACAAAAAUCGAGAAAAGAAAUUCAAAUGUGAAUUUUGCGAUAAAUCAUUUUUUCAGCGUGGAGCCUGUAACGUCCAUAGGAGGAUACAUUUGGGGCAAAUGGUCAAAUGCCCUGUAUGCCCCAAAGAAUUUUAUAGGCAAGUCGAUUUGGACAGACAUAUGCAAACUCACUCCCAAACACCACUGCAUACAGCCGUCAAGCCUCAGACAAAGUAUGUGGUACAUUGUAAAGAAUGUAAUAAGGAAAUUAACAGUGCUAAAUUUAGUGCUCACCGGGCAGCUCAUAUGAAUGAACCUUGUAUGCAGUGCACAGUAUGUGAAAAAGAUUUCUUCAGUAGAAUGUCCUGCACCCGCCAUAUGCGCCGAGUACACAAGAGGGGAAAAGACAAUUAUGACGAUAUUAUUAAAUACUACGAGAAGUACCGACCGCGCUUGUCCCAUGUUUUAAUGGAACAGCAGGAAGAAGUUGCAACCAAAAAUGAACAAAAAGAAGAUCUUUCAGUUUGACGGAAUAAUUCUCGUUGGUAAUUUGGUUUAUUUUGCAUGGGCGUCAGCAAAAACAAAGUUUAUGUAAUUUUAUUCGAAGUAAAUAUUACAAUCGUCAAUGUAAGAAAAUAAAUUAAGCCCGCCUUUAUAUCUUUAAUUUUUUUACAAUCCUUAAA